AUGCGGAAAAUCUGGCGUGAGUUCUGGUCACGUCACCAGUCCGUUUGGGAGCACAUCGAAUUCAACGAUGAGGGCUUCUGGACGGACCUGGAGGACGUGGCCAGGCAGGUCCGAGCAGCCCGCUGGACGACGGACGGGGCCGUGGUGCGGGAGUGGCCGUCCACGCAAAGCACCUCGGCACAGACGGCGCCCGGCCAGGGGAUCGCGCGGGGGACACAGACCAACCUCCCCGAGUCAGCCAAAGGAUCAACGCCGCGGGGGCGUACUUGGUCGCUCGAGCGCCCCGCAAAGCCAGAACCGAGCUGGCAACCUCCUGAGCCAUCCGCGGGACACCUGCCGCAACGUCAGCCUUGCACGCCAAAUCAGAAGCAAAAAACUGUUACUGAACCCAAGAAAAGUCCUAAAAGGAUUAAUCUUGUCGGUUUAGUACAAAAUGGAAAUUCUACUAUGGGGAAUAUAGUGCAAAUUCUCAAGAAAAUGUACAAACAAAAAGAGAAACCGAAAAUAAAACAAACUAAUACAGGAUCAUUAACAGAGAUAAAGACAGAAGAAACUAAAUUACCUCUUACUAAGCUUAAUGAAGAAUCUGUUGAACAUGUCGAACAUGAAACAAUUAAAUUCAAACAAGAUGAGGAUGAUCAAAAUGACAGCAAUAUUAUGAAAACUAAAGAUAAUGAUAAGGAUGAAAGUGACGAAGAUCAGAGUGAUACUGAAACAGAAGAAUCCACACACGAUGCAAAUGAACAAUUGGAUGAUGAAAGUGAAGAUGAAAAGGAUGACGAUGCUGAAGAUGAUGAAGAGGAUGAAGAUGAUGAAGAUGAAGAAGCAAAUACUUCUAAAGUAAAAAAGGAAGAUGAAAAAGAGCCAAAAACACAAGCUAAACAAUUUUUGGAACAUCACAAGAAAAAUCGAUGUUCUUUUUGUGGGCAAUUUACCAACAGAUUAACAGCAGAUGAACUCAAACAACAUUUCUUAACCAAGGUUGACACUGUAUCCAAUGUUAGGAUCUCAAUUAAAUCAGAUAUAAAAACACCCUGA
This is a messenger RNA of Camponotus floridanus (Florida carpenter ant), 1038 nucleotides long. Its product is annotated as glutamic acid-rich protein-like. The record is from RefSeq and is a predicted model, not a curated record. NCBI's taxonomy places the organism in Eukaryota, Metazoa, Arthropoda, Insecta, Hymenoptera, Formicidae. The transcript has 4 exons. Bases 1 to 1038 code for a protein of 345 amino acids.